Molecule: messenger RNA, 2187 nt
Organism: Penicillium subrubescens
Lineage: Eukaryota; Fungi; Ascomycota; Eurotiomycetes; Eurotiales; Aspergillaceae
Exons: 1
Coding region: 1-2187 (728 amino acids)
Source: RefSeq, a predicted model, not a curated record
AUGGUGGCUUUGAAGAAGCUUUUUCAAGCUGAGCGAACGCCUUCGCGCUCAUCAACUGGUACUGGGCUCAAUGGAAUGGAGUCGGACGAAUCCUGCUUUGGCAACCUUGAAUCCCCCACUCUGAGCAAGUUUCAGACCCUGUUUUCUGCCGGUCCCCCAUCGCCAGCACUCCUGUCACCAGGCUUGAGAGCAUUCCAAGCACAUGAUGUGGCACACCAUUUCGAUCAGAUUGAGAAACAGUUUGAAGAUCUGCAUCAGCAUCUAGCGGAACGACCGACAUCUUCUCAGUCGCAGCACCCGCCACCCGUACCUGGUCGUUCUUUUCGCAAAUAUCCCAAUGCCCGGCAUAUCGAUUUAAUGCAAGCUAUUGCUCCUUCAGAGCAACCUAUCAACAGUGAUUCCCCAGUCGCAUCGCCUCCCACGAGCCCAUAUAACGAAGAUGUCGCGGAACGAAACAUGACCAGAUUCCUUCGUAUUCAAUAUCGGAGUGGAUUUGCAAGCUCCCGGGUAUUCUCUGCUCUGUAUCAAGAAGAUGUCGCGGACAGGAACAUUGCAAAGUACAGUACCGAAUCACGCUCGCUUUCGUCUUUAAGCUCUCACUCUUCCCCUCCUGCACCUGGGAGGGUACGCAACCUAAGCCCCGAUGGAAAGGGGAAGAAACGCACUUUCAGAAAUCCCAAUUGGACAUCAGAUGGUGAUUUACGUGCUCGCUCUGCCUCUCCAGAUACUGCCUCGGAUAACUCAUUGCGACACUUGCAGGCAAGCAGCUUGCUUCGCCAACAAAGAUCGGCGCCAAGUUUGUCUCCUGACGAGGAUGGAGAAGAGGCACCGCCUCCUGUGAUUCAGCGUUUGGGUGUUCCUCCAGCAUAUAAGCAGGGCAAGCGAUGGAGUAAUACCCCUUUGCCAGAUAGCCCGACACUACCCAAUCCUAUGAGUGAAAACGGUAGCGGCGGCGAGAACCGCGCGGAAAGCCCCCUAGUGCCUCGAGCUCCAGUCACGACGGCCCGAACCUCAUCUUUGACUUCAAGAUCAAUAUCCCCACCUCCUUCAUCGGGUUCCGCUUCUCGAAAGAAUGUGCGAGAUCUAUCCAUCAAUACGGAGAUAGCUGCUCAAGGCCGGCCGAAAAUUGCACACCGCGCUAUUCAACCCCCAACGCCCUCGGCAAACGAGAUGAAGCGGGCCCCAAGUAUUGCAGAGGUCAUGCAUAGUCCUUUGCCUGCGCCGAGCCCUCAACAACCCCCCCCUCGGUUCAAGGUCUCGGAGAUGAUGGACUUGUUCAACAAAGCCUACAUGUCUACACAGGCCAUCAGCCCCCAUCCUACGUACGAGAGUCUGCAAGAUGCCAUUGUCCGCGAAAUCAACUCUCACGAGGCCUUCAAGAACGUCCCUGUUCCUACCGCUGGUCCUCCCUUUACUCCUUCCCCGACGCAUGACACAUUCGACCAUCGCCCCCGGACCGCACACCCAGGAUUGAGCCGCAGCGCGUCAGCCGGAUCGAUUUCCAAGAUCAUGAGAAAGAGCUCUUUCAGGAAACACAAGCGAAAUUCCGAUUCCCGUCAGAGCAUCUCCACAAUUUUCCGCAAGGCCUCGCCCUCUCCAUCUCGCCGGCGACACACUGAUGCCCCAAUCCCAUCCCCAGGCCUCCUCGCCGACAUCAAGCAAUCGCAGGAAACCGCCUCGCCCGAGCAGCUGACAUUCAUGGACGUGCUCUAUCGCGUUAGCAACGACAAGCCGGGCACUUCCAGCUCUAAAACCCCCCAAUCUUCGAGAAAGCGCGGACGCUCGGAUUCGACCUCCCAUUUCUCUGCUAUCAUCCGCGCGAACUCUGAGAGACCCAAUACCCCCGGCCCCAUGGGUGCCAUCUAUUGCAUGCAAGCACACUCCAAUUCUUCCAAGGAGAGCCACGGCAGUGGCUCAUACGAAGAGAGUGACGACGACAUCAUCCACCUCCCAAGCGUCGCCGCACCACCCCCGCGUGUGCAAAUCGAUGCCGUCGAUGAUAACAACGUGCGCUACGUGAUUGACUCUGCCGCCGCUACCGAUGCGCAAAGACUCAUAAACUGGCCCCAGCGCUCCCGCCGUACCAAGUCGCCUGCACCUACCUCGGCACCGUGUGAUAACAGCUUGUCCCCGCUAUCCCGCGCUCGGAUGCAGUUCCGCGGCAAUCGCUCUGUCGAGACCUACUAA